UUCCGCUGGCGAUGCCGGGCGCUCCCGGCGCAGCUGUCGCGGCGGCGCUCGGCGCGGGGCGGGGGCGCGGCGCGCCCCGCGUGUGACCGGCGGGGCUCGGGGACCCGCCGUGCGGCGCGGAGCUUGCCGGGAGGAAGCGCGGGGACGCCCCGCAGGAAGCGGCGCUGCCGCGGGGCCGCCCCUGAGUCACCGGAGGGGCUUGUGCGGGCGGUGGGGCCGGGCCGGCAGCUCUGAUCCUCCGCCCUGCCCUGCCCUGCCCUGCCGGUGCCGCCUCGGGAGCACCGCCCGGCCGGAGGAAGCGCAACAUUUAAAGAUCACAAACAACUGCCCUAUAAAAAGAAGGGGGGAAAAAACGAUCCUACUUGGCAACAAUGAGGUAUUUUCACUUCUGUAAGCUUCCAGGAAGAGUUAUGGGAAUCCGCCUACUCCGCUUCACCUCUGUGGUGAUCAUCGUCUUACUUCUUGUGGCAGGUGCUUUAACAGCUUUGCUUCCCAACAUCAAAGAUGACAAAUUGCCCAAUUUGAGAAGGGAACCAAAACCCCAGAGUCAGUCUGCCUUGGAUUCAUUUACUCUUAUUAUGCAGACAUAUAAUAGAACUGACUUACUGCUAAAGCUCUUAAAUCAUUAUCAAGCCAUCCCCAACCUACAUAAAGUAAUUGUUGUGUGGAACAACAUUGGUGAGAAGACACCAGAGGAGAUGUGGAAUUCCCUGGGGCCUCAUCCUGUCCCUGUUGUCUUUAAAGUUCAAAGUGUAAAUCGCAUGAGAAACAGGCUGCAGAAUUUCCCUGAGCUGGAAACAAAAGCUGUUUUAAUGAUGGAUGAUGACACUCUAGUCAGCGCUCAUGACCUUGCUUUUGCCUUUUCUGUUUGGCAGCAAUUUCCAGAGCAUAUAGUGGGAUUUGUUCCUAGAAAGCACAUUUCUACUCCUUCAGGCGUAUACAGUUAUGGUAGCUUUGAAUUGCAGAACCCUGGAUUUGGAAAUGGAGAUCAGUAUUCUAUGGUUCUUAUUGGUGCAGCAUUUUUUCACAGUGGAUAUUUAGAAGACUUUCAACGACAGCCAGAAGCAGUUUACGCCUUAAUAGAUGAAACUCAAAAUUGUGAUGAUAUUGCCAUGAAUUUUCUGGUAGCCAAGCAUACUGGAAAGCCUUCAGGAGUGUUUGUAAAGCCUGUUGAUAUAAGAAAUUUAGAAAAAGACACUAACAGUGGCUAUUCGGGAAUGUGGCACCGAGCAGAGCAUUUGUUACAGAGAUCCUACUGUGUAAAUAAACUGGUUAAUAUUUAUGAUGGCAUGCCCUUAAAAUAUUCUAAUAUCAUGAUUUCUCAGUUUGGUUUUCCUAAUUAUGCAAAUCACAAAAAUAAAAUGUAAGCCAAUGAAUUUAAGGUGUUAAAUGUUAAACUGUACUCAGUAAACUCCACUGAGUUCAAGGAGAGAAUAAGGUGUAAUUCCUGCAUCUUGGUCAUCCCUCUUUGUAGCCUCUGAUUUUUCUCCAUUGGGCUUUUGGGCUUUUUAUGUGUUUUUUUUUCCUUUCUAACUAAUUCACCAAGGUAAGUUUUCUAAAAACUUAAUAUAUAACAAUGUUUAGCUGUGAUAAAAUCAUCCUCUUUCCUUAAAAUCUGAAAAGCUACUAUAACUAUUAGGCCAAUUCUUUAGAAACAUGCAGUCAAAAAUGCACUCCCACCCUUCAGAUCUUACAUUUUGAUUUUUUUUCUUGAAUAAACUUAUCUAGUCUAAUGAGACCUAGGCAUAUUUUUGACGGUUAUAUGUUGAGAUGCUUCCUUGCCUUUCCUCUCCUCACCUCCUUCUGUUCCCAGUGAAACUGUAGAAGAGCGACAGUGAACUGCUGGCCAGGCUUCUACACUCCUGUACAAAACCCCUUUGAAGUUUGUAUAUAAGCUGUUUGGUGUCCUGAGAUGUUCUGAAGCUGCUAUGAAAGCGAGAAGAGUACCUCACCUUAAUCUCAGAUAGUCCUAAAACCAUUGCCUACCAUAUCUAUUCCUGCUGAGAUAGUGGAAAAUGAUCUGUGAUGUGGCUUUUUUUCCUAUUAUUGAUUUGCCUAGAGUUGCUGAAACACUGCAAGCAGCUGAAAGGUAAAUCCUAGCAGUUGGAAAUGUAAGAAACAUGAAUACAUGAAAUAUGACACUUACAUAAGCAGUCAAAGAAAUGGGUGGGAUGUUAUUUAUUAAUACUCUCUUUAGUACAUAGUUUUAUUUUGAUAUUUUGCAUUUACAUUGAUACAAAAAUGUGCCCAGGAAAAUCCUCACUUGUUAAAAAUGUCUUAUUUACAAUUCCUAGUAAGAGCAAGCUGUUCUACAUUUAUUACAGUGUACAUUUUGUAAUUGUACAGAUCUGUUGUUUUUUUUUAACUACUCUUUCAAAUGCGUAUUUACUUUCUAGUUCCUUCUCUGGUUUUGGUGACUAUGACAACAGAAUUAAAAUGUGCAAUGAAUGGGUAAAGCAUUAGGAAAAAAAAGUAUUUUACACUACAGUAAUAUUUAACAGGGAUGGACUGUUAUCAGUCUCUGAAUUCCCUGGCUUCAUUUGUAGCAAGAAACAGAACUGCUGUCAAUAGCUUUUGUUAAACUGGGGCUCUGUAGUUCUGGAAACCUUGUGUUAACAUAGACAGGACAAACCUUUUCCAUUGCAGUUGCAGAAGGGUUGGGUUUUUUUUGGGUUUUUUUUUUUUUUGUUGUUUUUUUGUUUUUUUUUUUUUAUGGUAUGGAAGAAAGAACAAAAGACAGUGAUUUUCCUGGACCACAGAAUCAGAUUUGGCAUCCAAAGCAGAUUUAGUUUCAUCUGCAUCAGCUUUUAAUUGAUUCUUAGUAUAAGUUCAAAGGUAUCUGUGGGCAACCAAUAACAGCUAAUACCUGGUAAACAAAUAGCAUCUGCACAAAAAAUGUAUAAUUUUAUCAUUUUUUUGUAAUACAUUAGCUGAACAAAAAGUGAUUGAAGAAUGUGACAAGUUUUUUACAGCAGGGUGUGAGUCUUUGGGGGAACAGAGGAUUCUUUUGCCGUGUUCUAUCAGUGCUAAAGGAUUUGAUUUCUGUUCAGUGAAGUCUUCCUGGUACUUUUGUAAGACUUAAAGGGCAAAAUCUUAACAUGGCAUUGUAAAGUCUGCUUAAUUUUGUUGUAAUAGUGAAAAGUAGUUUUUAAUUAUUGUGUUGUAGUGCUUAGUAGUAUACAAACAGGUCUAUCAUCUUUCCAGAAAUGCAACUUUCCCAGUUGUAGUUUACUGUAUUUCAUUUACUUACUGGUCUUCCGUAAUUUCUGUUCUGUGCAGUAUCAGCUAGAAUUGUGAAGACUCACAGUUGUUGUUUAUCUUAUUUUUAAAAUGUGAAACAAACUGUCAGCUCAGCCAAAUCUUAGCAUUGGGCUCUGUGUUGGAUGGAAGGAGUUGUUUUGAUUUGUUCUGGGUUUUUUUUGUUCUUCUGUAUCAGUGAAAAAAUUAAUAGAACAAGCUUUUAAUGAUAUUGUUAAAUUUAAUUUGUACCAUUGUCAAAUAAAAUACAGAAAGCAGA
Molecule: messenger RNA, 3517 nt
Organism: Pseudopipra pipra
Lineage: Eukaryota; Metazoa; Chordata; Aves; Passeriformes; Pipridae
Gene: EXTL2
Product: exostosin like glycosyltransferase 2
Exons: 5
Coding region: 372-1367 (331 amino acids)
Cellular component (GO): membrane
Molecular function (GO): glycosyltransferase activity
Source: RefSeq, a predicted model, not a curated record